Molecule: messenger RNA, 1873 nt
Organism: Triplophysa rosa
Lineage: Eukaryota; Metazoa; Chordata; Actinopteri; Cypriniformes; Nemacheilidae
Product: claudin-10-like
Exons: 6
Coding region: 687-1490 (267 amino acids)
Biological process (GO): bicellular tight junction assembly; cell adhesion
Cellular component (GO): plasma membrane; bicellular tight junction
Molecular function (GO): structural molecule activity
Source: RefSeq, a predicted model, not a curated record
UCUUUCAUUUCACACUUCUCUUCUGUACUCACACUUGAAUUUAUGACUUUAGAUGUUCUUUAACAUUUGCAUUCUCUAGGAACCAUAGCUUUUUACAGCAUUUAUUACAUUUUUGUUAUAUCACUUGAUGCAAAUCUAUGCUAUCACUGAAAUACUAUUUACAGUAGUUCACGUUUGUUCAUUGUGCAUGAAACAAGGUUAGAUUAGAGAUGGUUAAACCAAGGUUACUAGAGUAAAAUCAAUACACCAAAAAAACACAGUUAUUACACUUCUAUCACACAAAAAAAACCAUGAUUCAUUUUCAUAAGGGGUCAGUGAUUUGUGUUUGUUUUGUUGCUUUGUACAGCUGCUAAUUCAGUUCCCAACUUUACACAAGAAAUACAAUUUCAUAAAACUGUCCGAUACACAAUACAGAAAAUAGAUUGGACAGAACAACUAUCAAGACAGAUUAUCUGAAAAAAGAAUGUACACCCUGCUAAUGUUUAACCACUCCAUUAAUGUAAUAAAUAUUGAAAAAUAUUCGACUGUGUUGUUUUGAGUGACAGAGGACACAACAUCUGUAGAAAAAUUUAGCAGAUUUUUUAUAUCUGACCAUUAUGUCUCCUAUGACAGGAACAGACUUCAUAAUAUUUAUAGUAAACAGUCGGGAUGGUGUGUGUUAGGACACAACACACACACAGAUCUACAUGUGUGUGAGCACACCGAGCGUUCACCUGAAGAAUGAUCACACACUUCUGACUGUAAAAAUGAGGAGAACUCUGAUACAGGUGUUUGGAUUCUUGAUUUCAACACUCGGUUGGCUUUUCAUCAGCUGUACGACAGCCAUGGACUACUGGAGAGUCAACUACGUGGGAGGAAAAGGAGGUAACUGGAUGAUCAAGGCGUUGUGGUACUGGUCAAACCUGUGGAGAGACUGUGUGACAGACACUUCAUCUGUCACUAACUGCAGAGAUUAUGAUGUUCUGUGGUCAGUCACACCGUACGUUCAGGGUGUUCGAGGUCUGCUCAUGAUCGGCAUGUCUCUGGGAUUUGUAGCCAUUAUUCUCUGCUUCAUUGGAAUGGAGUGUACUUACAUCGGUGGACGUGAGAAGUCCAAGGACAAAACGUUACUCUCUGGAGCAGUUUUUCAUUUUGUUGGUGGUUUGUCGUCUUGUGCAGCGUAUUGUUUAUACACAAACAGAGUGGCCAGUGCCGCGUUUUCCCCCUCCACGGACAGAAGUGUUAUCAGGUAUACAAUAGGAACACCAAUAUUUCUUGGAUUGGUUGGAAGUUUCUUCAUAAUUCUUGGAUCUGUUUUGUAUGCUGUUACAAUCAUACCAAAAAGAAUGACGAAUGCAUUCAGACAAAGACCGUUGAGCGGCCGUUCUGUCCGGCGCACAGCCACUAAAACACAUGACACAACAUCAAGAGAUCUGUGGAGCGGCUCGCACAACUCCAGGACAUCCCACACCAAUGAUGAGAAAAUAUCUGUCAGAGACACGUUUGUGUGAACGUGAUGAUCCAUCAAAGACAUUUCUAUGAAGUCCAUCAACCUGCAAGAGCUCUUGGUCCGCCAAUCUGAAGCUCUCAGUGGCUCCUAGACUAUAGGCUCAAGACUCGAGGAGAUACAGCAUUCUCCACAGGAACAGUCUGCCUACGGAAAUUAGAACUGCCCCUACCUUGACUAUUUUGAAAUCCAGGUUAAAACUUUUUUAUUUGAUUUGUCUCAUCAUAUAGGAUUGUUGAUGAGUUGUCUUGUCUUGAUGUUCUGUAGUUUUAUCUGUGACUUUGUCAUUGUGUUAUUUUGUGAAGGGUUUUAUUUUGUACAGCACAUUGGUCAACAGUAGUUAGUUGUGUUUAAUCGUGCUUUAUAAAUAAAUAGAAAUGAAUAGAA